AUGACUAUGGCAUCUUCCGAUUUUCUACAACGUGGACUUGGUCCAGUACUAGCUGCCACACCGGCGGUUAUCUUUGGAGUCGUCUCACUAUAUCUUAUCUAUCUUUUCUUACUUGGCAUUUACAAUAUAUACUUUCACCCUCUCAGCAAGUUUCCCGGACCCAAGCUAGCUAGCGCUACAGAGCUUUUCGCCGUCUUCUAUUUCGUGCGUGGUCAGCGGUUGAAGUUUAGCCAGAAGCUUCAUGCACAAUAUGGCGAAGUGGUCCGCACAAGACCCAACGAACUAUCCUUCGUUAGCGACCAUGCUUGGAAGGAUAUAUAUAUGCAUCGUCAAGGCCACAAGCAGAUGCAAAAAGAUGGUAUACCUGUUAGACCAAAUCAAGCACAUGCUAUUACUAUCGCCCCUGACGAUGUGCAUGCCCGCGAAAGGCGCCUCCUAUCACAUGCCUUCUCGGAACGAGCGCUUCGAGAACAAGAGCCGUUGAUUCAGGAGUAUGUUAGCCUCCUCAUCAACAAUAUGCGAGAGGACGCAAAAGAAGGCAGAGAAGUCAAUAUGGUCCAAAACUUCAACCUUACUACUUUUGACAUUAUCAGCGAUCUCUCUUUUGGAGAAUCCUUUGGUGGCCUUAGGACCCGGACAGCACAUCCAUGGAUAAAGGCAUUCUUCGACAUGGCGACAAUAGGGACUAUCAUGACUCAAAUAGUACUACUGAAAAUUCCCCUACUCUCAAUACUAUGCGGACUGCUGGUCUUGCCCAUGUUGAGAAAACGGCUCAGGGUUAUGAGCUAUACUAAGGACAAGAUUGAGAAACGCAUUGAACAGGGAAGUGAUAGGCCUGAUUUCAUGUCAUAUGUGUUGAGAUACAAUGAUGAGAAAGGGAUGUCAAAGGAGGAGAUCCAGGCGACUUUCAACGUGCUCAUGAUUGCUGGCUCUGAAACCACUGCAACAUCACUAGCUGGAUGCAUUUAUCUGCUUCAGAAGCAUCCCCAGGUUCGGCAGAAGCUACAUGCUGAAAUUAGAGACACGUUUCUGGAUGCCAAGGAGAUCACUAUGCUCAGCGUUAGUCAGCUAACAUAUCUGGAUGCGGUCAUCAAGGAAUCACUUCGACUCUAUCCACCAGUGCCAGUCGCCUUGGGUCGUAUAACACCGCCAGAAGGCGCAGUUAUCUGCGGUCACUGGGUCCCAGGCAAUGUAUCUGUUGGCAUUCCACAAUUCGCGGCGUAUACAUCUCCCCUCAACUUCGUACAACCGGACUCAUUCAUACCAGAGCGUAUGCUCUAUGAACAUGACGCGAAAUUUGACAAGGACCGGAAGUCUGUUCUACAGCCUUUUUCCGCUGGACCUAGAAACUGUAUUGGCAAGAACCUAGCUAUCGCAGAGAUAAAACUAAUUCUUGCUCAAAUUAUCUUCAACUUUGACCUUGAGCUGGUUGAUAAAAAGUCGAACUGGUUUGAUCAAGAGGUUUAUGGCUUGUGGAGGAAGCAUCCGCUGAUGGUUCAAGUCAGAGACAUCAGAGUAUAA
Messenger RNA from Penicillium riverlandense, 1521 nucleotides. Its product is annotated as cytochrome P450. Bases 1 to 1521 code for a protein of 506 amino acids. The transcript is spliced from 5 exons. Gene Ontology annotation, molecular function: iron ion binding; monooxygenase activity; heme binding. NCBI's taxonomy places the organism in Eukaryota, Fungi, Ascomycota, Eurotiomycetes, Eurotiales, Aspergillaceae. The record is from RefSeq and is a predicted model, not a curated record.